GCUGAUCUUCACAGUAUUUAAAGCCCCUCUGCUGUCACACACUGUGUUAGCUAUAGACAAGGAGAAGUGGAGAUCGCAACUCAGCCGACCGCAGGAGAGUGCAGGAUGGCGGACUUUGAGCUUCGUGACUACCAGAAGGAAGUGGUUGAAAGGGCUCUUCAGGGCGAGAACAUAGUCAUUUGGCUGCCUACGGGAGGUGGAAAGACUCGUGCUGCAGUGUAUGUGGCCAAAAAGCAUCUGGAGACCACACCACGGGCUAAGGUGGUGGUCCUGGUAAACAAGGUCCAUCUUGUGGACCAACAUUACACCAAAGAGUUCAAGCCUCACCUGGGCUGUGAAUACACCCUGAGGCCAGUCAGUGGAGAGAGUGAUGACAAGGACUUCUUUGGAGAAGUGGUGCGAAACUCAGAUGUGGUCAUCUGCACAGCACAGAUUUUGUACAAUGCGAUGACUAACACAGAGGAGUCCAAACAUGUUGAGCUCUCUGAUAUUACUCUCCUGAUAAUCGAUGAGUGUCACCACACCCACAAGGACUCUGUGUACAACAAGGUGAUGGCAUGCUACAUAGAGAGAAAGUUGAAAGGAGAACGACCAUUGCCGCAGAUCCUGGGUCUCACUGCAUCACCGGGGACAGGGGGCGCAAAGAUCCUGGAGACAGCUGUGGAGCAUGUACUGCAGAUUUGUGCCAACCUGGACUCAGCCAUAGUUUCAACUAAAAACUAUGUCUCAGAGCUGAAGAAGAAAGUUCCCAGACCCAUCAAGACGUUUGACAUUGUGGAGAAAAGGCUUGAGGAUCCAUUCGGGGAUCAUCUGAAGCAAAUGAUGCACAUUAUCCAUGGGUACAUGAACCUUCCUUCAGAUGUCAGACUGCGAGAGUGCGGCACACAAGAGUAUGAGCAAGAUGUGGUGAUACUCAACCAGCGAGGAAUCAGAGAGAACAACAGACUGGUCGCAGAGUGUGCACUCCACCUCAGACAGUACAACGACGCCCUGCUUAUCAAUGACACCCUGCGAAUGAUGGACGCUUAUCACUCCCUGGAGGACUUCUACAGCAAGCCCACCAAAAACAUUGAUGGAACAGACUACUUCCUUAAGGCACUUUUCCAAGAGAAUCAGGUGGAGCUGAGGACACUUGCCAGAGAUUCCCGCUAUGAGAACCCAAAGAUGGCCAAACUUCAGAGCACCCUGCUGGAACAGUUUUCUCCAGAUAAGAAUUCACUGGGGAUCCUCUUCAGCAAAACCCGUAAAAGCAUCCACUGCCUCAAUGACUGGGUCCUCACUAAUGACGUUUUACAGGAAGCUGGCAUCAAGGCAGCCAUCCUCACUGGGGCUGGCAACGGUAUCACUUACAUGACGCUGAACGAGCAAGCAGAGACAAUCCGCAAUUUCCGCCAGGGUAAACUCAACCUCCUGAUCUCCACCAGUGUAGCUGAAGAAGGCCUUGACAUUCCUGAAUGCAACCUGGUGGUACGCUAUGGACUGCUUACAAAUGAGAUUGCCCAGCAGCAGGCCAGCGGACGUGCCAGGGCGCAAGACAGCCGGUACUCAGUGGUCACCCAGAAAGGGGGACGGGAAGAGCGACGGGAGCUCAUCAAUGAAUAUCUGGAGGAGCUGACUGGAAGAGCCAUUGCUAAGGUCCAAGAAAUGAACCUCCAUCAGUUUCGCAUAAAGAUAGCAGAGCUACAGAAGGAGGCAGUUAUUUGCAGAAAAAUUGCAGAGAGCCGCAAAAUAGAGAAGAAGACUCGUAACACCGCUGCUGGAGUCCAGCUAUUGUGCAGAAACUGUUUCAAGUCUGUGGCCUCUGGCAGUGACAUUAAACUUGUUGACAACUCACACUAUGUCAACGUCAAUUCUGAGUUUGAGAAACAAUACAUAGUAGGUGGGCAGGUGGUGCUAGGAAAGAGAUUUGAGGACUGGGAGCCUGGACGUACAAUCAGUUGCAGAGACUGCAACAAGGACUGGGGAUUUGAGCUGAAGUACAAGGAAGUUGCCUUGCUGCCCAAUCUCGCCAUUAAGAACUUUGCCCUGCAGACCCCUGAAGGCAGGACAACUGUGAAGAAGUGGAAGGACGUCCCUUUCACUGUUGAAGACUUCAGCUUUGACGAAUACUGCCAAGACCACUUCCCUGACCUCCUCGACUGAGAGACCAACAAAAAAAGCUCUAUGUGGGUUUUUUCCUACUUCACAUGUUUUCAUGUGUUGUUUUAAUUCUGUCUUUUGGUGUCAGUUUAUCAUUGCUCAUUUACAGAGAGCGUCACUGUAUUUUUUUUUUUUAGGUGGUUAAAUGUGAACACAGGCUUUUCAAUAAUGCACUCUUUACAUGCUUGCAUUAACUGGUGCUUCCGAGCCAGUGAGACAGCAGUGCGCUUAAACCUAUUAUGCAUCGAUCAUGCUUGAAUAUAGCAUGACAGCUUUGUUUGUGCCCAAGGUCCCAACUCCCUUUGCAUGUUUUUGUGUGCAUUUCCUCUGCUUCAUCUCAAGAAAACAAUGAACUGUGCUAUAACAUCGACCUCAACCAUCACAAACACUCUUCAUGUCAUCACUAAGAUGAUUCCUCAUUAACUCUCUUUAAGAUGAUUUUAAUUGGCAACUACAUUUCACAGUAGAUGCAAUGGUAGACAUGUACAUGUGUGGCUGUAGUAUGUACUGAUGAAAUCUUUUCUAUAAAUGUUUUUAGGAUAUAGCCACAUUUUUUAGCUCUUUUAUUUCUGUUGCUGUAUACUAUUUUAUUAAAAUAAAUCCAAAAAUACAAAUAAACCUGACUAAAGUCGAGAUGAAAUUACAAUCCUCUUGGCCCAGCAGAUCUUUUGUAAAUAUUCUGCCUUCACUAACCACUAGGUGUCAGUGUUGGUUAGCCAAUCACGUCAGAAACAAUUUCUUUUUCGACCUCCCACUUGGUGUAAAACUGAGGUUGAGGAAGAUGAAUGUGUAACUCUCUUCUGACCCUCAUCACACUUUGCUGAUGCACUUUUGAGCAAAGCACAAAAGGGUUGGUAACAGCCCUCAGAUGUGUGUGUGCAACAUCUGGAAAAUAACUGAAUAUACUCAGUAGAUAGGAAAGGGAUCAAAGUAUUUUCAUGUAUUGUGAUACAGUGGUUUAUUUUUUGUGUAACUGUUUCUUAUUGCGUGUUCAGGUAGAAGCAUUGUAUGCACUUAAAAUGAAUCACAAUGUUUGCAAGAGCUUCUCUUUGUAGUUUUCAAAAUGUUUUGCUAUGAAAUAUUUUGACUGCUGCAGCUCACCACACUGCUUCUGCAUCACUGGAUCAAUACAGGGUUAUGCGUUUCAGCUAGGAUCAUUUAACACCAUCUAAACAGUCUACACAGAGGAGCAGAUGUAUUAGACUUGCAAAUGAUCAUUUAACACACUUGCUUCAAAGAUAUAUUUUACUUCACUGUUUCUCACAACCCUCACAGUUUGAUUCAAGCAAUCCCCAAAAGACAAAUUUAGCCAGCUAAUCACAGAAAACAGUCUCUGCUGACGCUAUUGAGUUGCAUUUCACUGCUGUGUUUACAUACAUGAAUCAAGUGUGCUAUACAGCAGCACAGCAUCAGAUAUAAUGAGCAGUUUCCAAAACAAACCCAGAUUAUGAAAUUAAAGCGACUGGCAAGGAAACCAUUCAUUUCAGGCUGGCAGCAGUACUGGGUAGAUUCACUUUUUGACCCACAACACAUCUUUGUGUGUAUCUCAGGGCUAGACAUGAUUAGGUCAACCUCACAGUGCCACAUGUGCCGUAAUCCUUUCAAAUCUGGCAGAGAGCUGGAGUCAGUAGUGCUGCCAUGGACAUAAUCACACUAAAAACAGGCUCUGUUCCGGUGUCGUGCCUGAUUCAGAUUCAGGCAGGCGGAGAGGAGCCGUACAGUGUAUGAUUUACUCUGAUCAGACUCAGGCUCUAUAAUCAACACUGAUUACUUCCUUUUACUUCUCAGCUCAACACCCCAUGCAUCUUAAUUGCAAUUAGCUCACUUCUGAAAUUAAAGCAGCUUGGAGUAGUUGAGCAAAGGAUGAUAACAUGGUAUGUUGUGUGUGUAGGUGUGUGGGUGUGAAUUUAGGAUAUGCUUUUGGCAUUUGUAUAGAAGGCUUCUUAUAUUUUGUAUCUAGGCCACAAUGUAUGUGCCAUCUAAUGCAUACUAUAUGAGUCCAAAUCUCUAAGUUUAGUGAAUGGAAGCACCUCUUAUAGCUGAGGGACUGACAAUGUCUGAAAUAUCCAAUAAAUGAGACAACUUAGACUUUACUUAACUGCAA
Messenger RNA from Plectropomus leopardus (leopard coralgrouper), 4243 nucleotides. RefSeq names its product DEXH (Asp-Glu-X-His) box polypeptide 58 (gene dhx58). Gene Ontology annotation, cellular component: cytoplasm. Gene Ontology annotation, biological process: negative regulation of RIG-I signaling pathway; antiviral innate immune response; cytoplasmic pattern recognition receptor signaling pathway. Gene Ontology annotation, molecular function: double-stranded RNA binding; DNA binding; single-stranded RNA binding. The record is from RefSeq and is a predicted model, not a curated record. NCBI's taxonomy places the organism in Eukaryota, Metazoa, Chordata, Actinopteri, Perciformes, Serranidae.